CAGCAGGCCAGGCGGGAAGGAGGAGGAGGAGGAGGAGGAAGAGGAGGAAGAAGAAUUAGUCAGUGUUCGAGGGGAGGAGAGGCCGAGGUGGACGUGGCGGGUCCGCCGGAGUUGGCCACAAGUCGCGGGCAGCGGAGGCGAAGCAGCCAUGACGCGCAGCGGCCGCAGGUUGGUACCUGUCCAGACUGGGUGGUGACGUCCCGUUUCUGGAGGAAGACUGUCCGCCUUGGCUCCUCCCUUCUGAGUAAGCUGGUAUCUGGAGCGGAGGUAGGGGGGCGUAACCGCCACCGGAAAGCGAGGAGACGGAGCUCCACGCCUCACCAUGACAGACUUGGAGGCGGAGUGUUUGAGCCUCAGUCUGCCCUCUGAGGGCGACUCCCCUCCACCGCUCCUGGAUCCGGGCCUGCAGGUGGACUGUGGCCCCAUCUCUGUGGUUCCCACUCUGGCGCUCCUCUCCUCCGACUGCCCCACUCCCACGCUCAGCUCACUGGCGGCAGAGAUCGCAGAGCCGCUGGUCAUGCUGCCCUGCGUUAAGAGUGAGCCCGAGGAUGGCGAUUUGGACCCCAUACGCACGGUGGACCUGUCUGAGAUCCAGCCGCUAUCCACAGCCGAGCUGGGCCAGGAGCAGAUCAAGAUGGAGAUCAGCGGGCUGGACUACAUCAAGUCGGAGCAUCACAGCCACCGUGACGACCACUACCUGGGCCCCUUCAACCACUCCGACGUGACGGAGCUGGACUACAAGUCGCACUAUGAGCCCAGCUCAGUGUUUGACUACAUCUCCCAGGUGAGCGACACCCUGGACUACAUCAAGUCUGACCACCACGUGGACCUGCAGUGUUACUACGCCGCAGAACUGGGCUCUCUCCGGUCCGAAUAUCCCGAGUCCAACGCGGCGUCGGUCCAGUUGCAGCACAACGGUCUCGAGUCCAUCCACAUGGCAGAACUCCGCAGUGAGCUUAACAAGCUACGACCUGACUCCCUGCUACUGGACGGGAUGGCCAAACUGGAGCCCGGGUUUGGGGGCGCUCCUUUGUACGAGAUGACGCUGGCCGAGGAGGGCAAGACUGCAGCGCACACGGGAGGCCAAGAGAGCGACGGCGUGCCCGUUUCGACGAAAAGCCCGACACAGACAGUGAGGAAGCCUCGCAACAUGCAGGGGGAGAAGCCGUUCUCAUGCACGCAGUGCGGCAAGAACUUUAGCACGCUGGGCAACCUGAAGACCCACCAGCGCAUUCACACAGGUGAGCGGCCGUACACGUGCGCCCAGUGCGGAAAGAGUUUUGGCCAGGCUGGCAACCUCAAGCGGCACCAACUCAUCCACACGGGCCAGAAGCCUUACGUGUGCGCCCACUGCCCCAAAGGCUUCACCAAGGCCGAUGACCUGCGUGCCCACCAGCGCCUGCACACCGGUGAACGGCCCUUUGCUUGCGCUGCCUGCGGAAAGACCUUCGGCCAGGCCAAGGAGCUCAAAGCGCACCAGCUGAGCCACACGGGUGAGCGGCCAUAUUGCUGCCAGCACUGCGGCAAGAGCUUUGGCAAGGAGACGGCAUACCGCAACCACCUGCACGUCCACACGGGCGGGAAGCCCUUUACCUGCUCGCAGUGCGGAAAGACUUUCAGCAACUCGGGCGUGCUCAAGACCCACGAGAAGAUCCACUCGGGGGAGCGGCCCUUUGGCUGCGUGCAGUGCGGCAAGAGCUUUGGACGCCUCGGACACCUCAAGGCGCACCAGCACGUACACACGGGCGAGCGACCGCAUGCCUGCACGCGUUGCGGCAAGACUUUCAGCCAGUCAGGUCACCUGAAGGCUCACGAGCAGAUCCACAAGCGUGAGCGAGCAGAUGGGGGUGUCAACACUUUUCUUACAGUCGGUCAAGGCCGCAGUUCACCAACCAACCCAGCAUUAACUCGAAGACGUCAGCUGGCAAGGAAGCAAAAAUAUGGACUUCAGCUGUCAACACUACUGUGUGUUUUAUGUACGCACCUGACCUCGGAUCGUACGUACGCACCUGACCUCGGAUCGUACGUACGCACCUGACCUCGGAUCGUACGUACGCACCUGACCUCGGAUCGUACGUACGCACCUGACCUAGGAUCGUACGCACGCACCUGACCUAGGAUCGUACGCACGCACCUGACCUAGGAUCGUACGUACGCACCUGACCUCGGAUCGUACGUACGCACCUGACCUCGGAUCGUACGUACGCACCUGACCUCGGAUCGUACGUACGCACCUGACCUAGGAUCGUACGUACGCACCUGACCUAGGAUCGUACGUACGCACCUGACCUCGGAUCGUACGUACGCACCUGACCUCGGAUCGUACGUACGCACCUGACCUAGGAUCGUACGUACGCACCUGACCUAGGAUCGUACGUACGCACCUGACCUAGGAUCGUACGUACGCACCUGACCUAGGAUCGUACGUACGCACCUGACCUAGGAUCGUACGUACGCACCUGACCUAGGAACGUACGCACGCACCUGACCUAGGAUCGUACGUACGCACCUGACCUAGGAUCGUACGCACGCAGCCGACCUAGGAACGUACGUACGCACGCAGCCGACCUCCAAAAGUCAGCAUUCUGCAGGUUUUUAUGCAGUUCGAAAUGAUUCCCAAUGGGCAGAGGCAAUUUGUAAGUGCAAAAAGAGACGCAAGUAACUCGUACAACGCCUUUUCACUUCCUGUUCCGGGUGUUCUUUGCCAACUGGUAACUUGCCUUGGCAGCUGGGCUGUAUGUGAUGUAAAAGUGAGAGACGGCGCCCCCUCCUGUCCGCGCAGUCCCAUGGUUGGUGAGCGAUGUCAGUGCUUGGGGGCCCCCUUGUGGCGGUUUUAAGAAACUCCUCUGGUCAUGAAUGACUUUUAUCACUUUGAGCCACAUGGGUUUUUAUGCUAAUUACCCCCCCCCCCACACACACAGACGAACACACUUUUUGUAUGAGCCUUUUCAGAAUCUUAAUCCAAAUGAAACCAGUUCUUGUACUGCCAACUGAAAUAUAAAAAGUCCUUGACA
Messenger RNA from Doryrhamphus excisus (bluestripe pipefish), 3014 nucleotides. RefSeq lists its product as uncharacterized. Lineage: Eukaryota; Metazoa; Chordata; Actinopteri; Syngnathiformes; Syngnathidae. Gene Ontology annotation, molecular function: RNA polymerase II cis-regulatory region sequence-specific DNA binding; DNA-binding transcription factor activity, RNA polymerase II-specific. The record is from RefSeq and is a predicted model, not a curated record. Gene Ontology annotation, biological process: regulation of transcription by RNA polymerase II. Gene Ontology annotation, cellular component: nucleus.